AGGGAGAAGAAGAAGGAGGAGUAAGAGAGGGGGAAAGAAAGAGGAAAAGAGUGCGAGGGAGUGAGGGAGGGAGGAAAAUAAACAACAAAAAAUGUCCUCUUCCUCCCCCACCGGGCAGAUUGCAAGUGCGGCGGACAUCAAGCAGGAGAAUGGGAUGGAAAGCGCCUCGGAAGGGCAGGAGGCGCCCCGAGAAGUGGCGGGGGGCGCGGCGGCGGGGCUGAGUCCCCCGGCUCCAGCCCCUUUCCCCCUGGAGCCGGGGGACGCCUCGGCCGCCGCCGCAAGGGUGAGCGGAGAGGAAGGGGCAGUGGCGGCAGCGGCGGCGGAUCAGGUACAACUCCACUCGGAACUUCUGGGCAGGCACCACCACGCCGCGGCCGCCGUCGCCGCCGCCGCCGCCGCCGCGCAGACCCCACUGGCCUUCUCGCCCGACCAUGUCGCCUGCGUGUGCGAGGCGCUGCAGCAGGGGGGCAACCUGGACCGCCUGGCCCGGUUCCUGUGGUCCCUGCCCCAGAGCGACCUGCUACGUGGCAACGAGAGCCUGCUGAAGGCGCGGGCGCUGGUGGCCUUCCACCAGGGCAUCUACCCCGAGCUCUACAGCAUCCUCGAGAGCCACAGCUUCGAGUCGGCCAACCACCCGCUGCUGCAGCAGCUCUGGUACAAGGCGCGCUACACCGAGGCCGAGCGAGCCCGCGGCCGGCCACUGGGCGCCGUGGACAAGUACCGGCUGCGCAGGAAAUUCCCCCUGCCCCGCACCAUCUGGGACGGCGAGGAGACGGUGUAUUGUUUCAAGGAGAAGUCGCGCAACGCGCUCAAGGAGCUCUACAAGCAGAAUCGCUACCCUUCGCCCGCCGAGAAGCGGCACCUGGCCAAGAUCACCGGCCUCUCCCUCACCCAGGUCAGCAACUGGUUCAAGAACCGCCGGCAGCGCGAUCGGAACCCCUCAGAGACCCAGUCCAAAAGUGAGUCAGAUGGCAAUCCCAGCACUGAAGAUGAAUCCAGCAAGGGCCAUGAGGACUUGUCUCCUCAUCCACUCUCCGGUUCCUCGGAUAGUGUUGCCAACCUCAGCCUUCCCAGUCACAUGGAGCCAGUAUACAUGCAACAAAUUGGAAAUGCUAAGAUCUCAUUAAGCUCUUCUGGAGUUUUGUUGAACGGAAGCUUGGUGCCCGCUAGUACUUCACCUGUCUUUCUUAAUGGUAAUUCUUUCAUUCAGGGACCCAAUGGAGUCAUCCUUAAUGGACUAAAUGUGGGGAAUACACAGACUGUGUCAUUGAACCCACCAAAAAUGGCCUCAAACAUUGUGAGCAAUGGUAUAUCCAUGAGUGACAUACUUGGGUCUACCUCCCAGGAUGUGAAGGAAUUCAAAGUCCUCCAGAGUUCUUCAGCUAACUCAGCAGCCACCACGUCUUACAGCUCCAGUGCCCCUGUGUCAUUCCCAGGGCUCAUCCCCAGCACUGAGGUAAAAAGAGAAGGUGUUCAAACAGUGGCUUCCCAGGACGGAGGCUCUGUGGUGACUUUUACUACACCCGUGCAAAUUAACCAGUAUGGCAUUGUCCAGAUCCCCAAUUCCGGAACGAACAGCCAGUUCCUUAAUGGGAGCAUUGGAUUCUCUCCACUGCAGCUGCCUUCUGUUUCCGUAGCCGCUUCACAAGGUAAUAUUUCAGUAAAUUCAAGCACUUCAGAUGGGAGCACAUUUACAAGUGAGUCCACCACAGUCCAGCAAGGAAAGGUUUUCUUGAGCUCUCUUGCUCCCAGUGCAGUGGUAUACACUGUUCCUAAUUCAGGCCAGACUAUAGGAUCUGUUAAACAGGAGGGCUUGGAGAGGAGCCUGGUAUUUUCUCAGUUGAUGCCUGUCAAUCAGAAUCCACAAAUAAAUGCAAACCUGUCUUCUGAAAAUAUCUCGGGGAGUGGCCUCCAUCCAUUGGCCUCCUCAUUAGUUAACGUAUCCCCAACUCAUAAUUUUUCCCUGACUCCCCCUACCUUACUAAAUCCCACUGAGCUAAACCCUGACAUUGCUGAGAGCCAGCCAAUGUCUGCACCUGUGGCAAGCAAGUCUACUGUGACAUCUGUCAGCAACACUAACUAUGCAACUCUUCAGAACUGUUCCCUCAUUGCUGGUCAAGAUCUGUUGUCAGUCCCCAUGACCCAGGCUGCCCUUGGGGAAAUUGUUCCUACGGCUGAAGACCAGGUGGGUCACCCUUCCCCAGCAGUACACCAGGAUUUUGUCAGAGAACAUCACUUGGUUCUGCAAUCAGUAGCUAACAUAAAAGAGAAUUUCUUAACAAAUUCUGAGGGCAAAGCCACAAGCAACUUAAUGAUGCUGGACUCAAAAUCCAAGUAUGUCCUAGAGGGCAUGGUCGAGACUGUCUGUGAAGAGCUGGAAACAGACAAAAAAGAGCUUGCCAAGCUCCAAACUGUCCAGUUGGAUGAAGAUAUGCAAGACUUAUAAACUUGUUCCCGCCCAUCCCUCCACCCCCGCCCUUUUUUUCUGGCAUCAGCAGGCAGAUCUUUUCAUGAAGCCCUGAGGACAUAAAGCAUUUUCCCAUUUACAGGGAAACACUGGUUUUGUGAGUAAAUGCAUUUGAGGGACUGGAUUGAUCUGCAUGAAGAUCACAGUUAAAUAUACAAGAGUAGAACUGCGUUGCCGCAGCUUCUUCGUUCACGAAUGUUCUCUCUUAAAUAGGUGGAGACAAAGGAACAAGAUGAAAUAUACCAAGUCAAAGUGUAUCAUUUGGUUGACUUAAUAUAAUUCUAAGGUCAAAUGGAACUCUAUAGUUCUUUAAAUUUAAACUGUAUACACCUGACAUUGGCUUUAGAAACAAUACACUUAUUUUUUGUUUACUUUUACUCCAUGGGCAUUGAUGAGGUUAAGAAGCAUAAAUGGUACUCCGCACUAUUGUAAGGGUUUAUUUUUUAAUAUAUGCAUUUCUGUUUCUCAGCCUUUUUUGUGAAAGUCUUGGUUUGUCUCCACACAUUUCCAAAUGUGCUUGCUAAUAGUCCAGUGGGGCUGAGAAAGUUUGCAACUCCACUAAAAACGCUGAAACAAACUUCAGUAUGAGUGUAAAUAUAUUAGUCCUCUAAGCCAGGAUUUGAGGAAUUACAGUGAAUUUUAUUUAUGCUGUAUAUGUUUCUCUUAUACUUCAGACACUAUGAACUGAAAAGAAAAAUGUUUUCUUACUGUUUAAUUUAUUUUUAUUGCUUGAACAGGAAGUGAACAUAGUUAUUUCCAACAAAGUUUUACUUUUUGUAGGAUUUUAAAAGUGAUGAUUUUUAUCAGGAGUCUAUUAUGGUCAAUAUUAAUAACACUGAAACAGGCAAUCUAACUCCCAAUAUUGGAAUUUUGGUACUUUUUUUCACAUCCUUGUUCUUUAUUUAGCAACUCUCUGAUUCAUUUAAAUAUGUUUUCUAUAGAAUUCUAUGUGCCUUUUUACCUUGUGGCCUUUUAAUUAUUCUUAAGGUACAGAAGUGUCAACAAAAGCACUGAUGGCUCUUUUCUAUCUAACAGGGUUAUUUUCACCACAAAAUUGCUUUAAAUCUGCAGAAUUAAGUUUCACUUAUGUAAUUACGUACAUUUAUGAUGUAAAUGGAUGAUCAACUGAUACAUUGUUGAUGCUUUUCAUUACGACGAAAAUAACAAUCAUAGAUUACCAUGUAAAAUGAAUUCUGUAGACUAUGAAAACAGCCUUUUUAAACUACAGAAAGAAUUAUGUAAAUUCUCUGGAGCAAAACUCUGCCCUGAUGAAACUUAGUUCUAGGUGUUUUGAAUCAGUUGUUACAUGAUGAUGACAUACAACUGUUACUUGCACUAUAUUAUCAUGUCUUAUUUAAAAGUAAAUCUUUUGGGGUUUCUUUGAGAAGCUUGCUUGAUAAUGUUGUGAGCUGUGGUUAUAGUUUCUAUCUAUCAGGACCGAACACAAAAUGGAAUAAUGCAAAUAUAUUUAGGUAGGGAGUGAAGUCUUUUGGUGACUGCAAAGCAAGAAAUGGGAGAAAAUGAUGUCUUCGAAGAUGACUUAAAGUCAUCGAACAUAAAGCUGUUACCAGUCUUGCUCUCUUCAAGAUCAGAACAAAGAGUAUACUCUUGAUCCCAACAGGCCCAUCCGCUAAGCAUGUUGAAUAAGGGCCAUAGAGGACUUCACUUUUCUUGUUAUUCCAAAUGGAAAUCACAGACGUAGAUGAAGAGCCCUAUCAAGACUUCUUCCCAUCGUUUCGUUAAAGAACUUAGAUCCCCCCCUUUUUUUUAUGGAAUUAGUGAAUGUUCUUAAACUGCUGAAACUACAGUUUUUCGUCUUUUUUUUUUUUUUAACAGUCAGGUGUUUUAGAGUUCUCUUCCACUCCAUCACUCCUUACUCAGCUUGUUUUUUGUUGUUUUUUUUUUUGUAGGUGUGUGCUGAUCAUGUUACUGAGAUUAAUUAUAUGGCUCUGUAGUGUAGUUUACAUGAAGAUGAUGUUUUUUCACUUGAUGGCUGCAGAUAUCGAGAGUUUUGGUUCAUUAUUUUACAAUACUGAUCUAAUAAGGGAAACAGGAAGAUCUAAAAAGUUAUAUAUAGCAUAUAAAUAACUGGAAAAGUUUCAUAUGUCUUCCAAAAAUAUAAUAAGCCUCUCUUUUAUUCAAAAUUCUUCCUCUUUUUUUCCCUUAAGAAAAAGGAAAGAUAGCACAAAGCUUAAGACUUACCUAGGAAAUCCAUUCAUACUCCUAACAUGAUGUAAUUAUACCCCUACAAUGACUCCAGGUAGCUACACAAUAUACCAGGUAAGAAUCAAUGCACAUUAUAAAGAACUUACUGUUCUUUUCUAUUCUUUCAGUAAAAUAAGGGCCAGUUGGUUUAUAGCCCAUACAUAUGUGAAUGAAAUAAGAUAAACCCCAUGAUCUCCUUGCACAGAAUUGCAAAUGUUUUUUUGCAAUACCAAGGGCCAGACUCAACCCUUGGAGUUCAUGUGGCAGAAUUUCUCUUACAUAAACCAAUGCUUGAAGAUGCUGCAAAUGACCCUCAAAUGAUCCCCAAAGAGGAAUCAGAAUGGGGUAAAAACUCUCCCUGCAAACCCCAACCCCUGCUGCUGGCUGUAGGAUUUUUGGUGUGAGGCUCUCGAUGCACUCGAUGCCAGAAUGUGGCAUUUAGCUCUUAGUUACAGCUAGUAAAGAACAGUUUUAUCAUUUAAAGAGGCGGUACAUUUGUUCCUCAAGCAAGCAAGAACACCUGUGUUGUAGUGUUUCCUAGCUCGUGUAUAUUUAUAGUAAUGAAAAGACUGACUCGUACACAUGUUUCAGUGCCUUUCUUGUGUUAUGAAAGGCAAGUAGAUGUUAUAGCCAUAGGUAAAAAUGUGUAGUUAAAUUGCACACUGACCUUAAAUCUCCCUGUAUAUGCCCGUGCAUCUUGCAUGUCAAAAGUUGGAUUAUUGGGCAUGUGUUGCAGCCUGCCUGCUACAUGUUAGGCAAGUGUGCAUUAGUACAUAGAAGUUAUUCAUUCUUUUACAAUGUUUUUGACAGAUCAUCUCAUCAUAAAAAUAUAAAUAAUUCAGGACAUUUGUGGGGAAAGAAUUACAUUUUAUGAAAGAUGUUUCAAAGUCUUCCUAGAACUUAGAUGAUAGAGCCUAAGAGUUAUUUUGUAUCUAGUUGAUACAUUUCAUGUUAAUUUAAUAUUACAACCAUACAUUUUAUUAAUCAAAAUUAUGUAGCAUGUGACUCUUUUGGCUUUCAGGGUUCUCAAUUUUUGUUCUUUUGUUGCAUGUACUGUAUGUUUAGAGGAGACCGGUUAUAUACUCAAUAUGGUUUUACUGUGCCUUACACAAAGAGAAAAUCUAUUCAGAAUGUAUAUCACGGGGUGGGGUAACAGAGUCUCUACUGCACUGUUAGGUGAUGGCACACAGAGCAUGUCCCAGAACAUUUCUGUGCUUAAUUACCCAACCAAAGAGAUCUAAAGUAUGUAUGUUGUACUGUAAUAGGGGUUUAUGCCUGGACAGUUAAGUGUUUUAUUUGUUUUCUGAAAUGAUGUGAACUUAUUUUUCUAAACACUAUGCUAAAUAAACUUUAUAUUUAUACAUA
Messenger RNA from Mustela lutreola (European mink), 6037 nucleotides. Its product is annotated as homeobox protein SIX4. The transcript is spliced from 3 exons. Gene Ontology annotation, cellular component: transcription regulator complex; nucleus. Gene Ontology annotation, biological process: regulation of transcription by RNA polymerase II. NCBI's taxonomy places the organism in Eukaryota, Metazoa, Chordata, Mammalia, Carnivora, Mustelidae. The record is from RefSeq and is a predicted model, not a curated record. Gene Ontology annotation, molecular function: DNA-binding transcription factor activity, RNA polymerase II-specific; RNA polymerase II cis-regulatory region sequence-specific DNA binding. The coding region runs from base 92 to 2446 and encodes 784 amino acids.